Messenger RNA from Tricharina praecox, 2218 nucleotides. Its product is annotated as kinase-like domain-containing protein. NCBI's taxonomy places the organism in Eukaryota, Fungi, Ascomycota, Pezizomycetes, Pezizales, Pyronemataceae. The transcript has 3 exons. The record is from RefSeq and is a predicted model, not a curated record. Gene Ontology annotation, molecular function: protein serine/threonine kinase activity; ATP binding. Gene Ontology annotation, cellular component: cytoplasm. The coding region runs from base 1 to 1788 and encodes 595 amino acids. Gene Ontology annotation, biological process: protein phosphorylation; intracellular signal transduction.
AUGGCGCAUAAGAAUGACUCUGCCGCAUCUCUAUCUUUGGCCACGUCCUUGUCGCCCGCCGCCUCCACUACCGUCACAACCCGAAGCGUGCGCUCCGACUCCGCUACGGCGUCGUUGACUCCGGCGACGACGGCAAGCAUGGUCAGCGAAAGCCUCUCCCCGAUAGGUCCUUCCUCGGCGUCGUCGUCCUGUUAUUCCCCAGGCAUGGAUGCCAUCGGCCGCAUGACGCCAUUGCCGUCGCCUCUCGCCAGCUGCGAGUCUCCCGGACCCUGGAACCAGUUCAGAGGGUUGUCGCGGAACCCCUCCGUGACUCGGGGAACCCCGGUGCGACCAUCCCUCAGCAGUCGCGGGAACUCGGCCCUUGUCACGUCUAGUGGCGAGUCGCUCGACACUGCAUUGGCGGCGCAGAACCAACGGAUAACCUUCCAAGCUCUCCGACCACCACCUGCUCCUGCGCAACCGCAGUUUUCCUUCAACGGCACGACGGGUCAGAAGCUGGAUUUUGAGUCGACCCUUCCGAUACCAAUCCGUCGCAGCCUGUCGAAGAAUGGCGGACACGAGCGGAGUCCCUCGCUACCGGUAUUCGACGCUUCGACCAAGAUACACCGCGAAAAAUGUCUGGCGCAGCGACGGAGAACACUCUCUUCCGCCGAUUCGAGUCCAUAUCUCAGCGGGAGCGUCACGUCGUUGUCGUCGGUUUCCAGCAUGGAAACGUGUUGCGCCGAUCCGGACGAAAAGAGUGUUCGGUUGAUCAGGAAGCAGAAGCUCGAGAGCUUCGAGGCCAAGAGCACGAGGACGGGUAGGGUCAAGAGGUGGAGAGGAAUGCGUCUUAUAGGGCAAGGUGCAUUCAGCAAAGUCAUACUAGCAACAUCGGAGGACAUUCCGGACGAGGUCGACCAAGUGCACGACGAAGGUGUGGUCGUGGACGACGAGCCCGUCACUCUGAACCCGCGGAAAUACGUCGCCGUGAAGAUUAUCGAGCACGGCGCCGCGGGUACGGAAUCGAAAGAGAGAGUGGAGAGCGGCUUGAAACGGGAACUCGACAUUCUCAUGUCCGUCCAUCAUCCCUGUUUGGUCCGGUUGAAGGCUUUUAACAUUGAGCCUUCCCGCGCGCUAUUGGUGCUUAACUUUUGCGCCGGAGGGGAUCUGUUCGAUGUCGCCACGGAUUACUCGAUCAAACUGAGGCCGCGGUUGAUCCGCCGUAUAUUCGCAGAGAUCGUCAGUGCCGUGCGGUAUCUACAUCAAAACGGAAUUGUACACCGUGAUGUCAAGCUCGAAAACGUCCUGGUCAAUCUUACACGGCCACAGCUCAACGCUGUCUCAGAUUCGCCCUUCGAUUAUCCUCACCCCAUCAUCACACUCACCGAUGUGGGACUCAGUCGUCGUGUCGACUUUGAGAAGGACGAUCUGCUGACCACACGGUGUGGCUCGGACGACUACGCCGCCCCCGAGCUCAUAAUGGGACAGCCGUACGAUGGGCGCUCGACCGAUGCCUGGGCGCUCGGCGUGCUACUUUAUGCACUGCUGGAGGGACAAUUGCCGUUUGACCCGCCGCCCGAUAGCUCGGAGAAGAAGAUGCGGAGUAAGACGGCGCACAAGAUUGCUCGCUGCGAGUGGAAAUGGGUCAAGCUGGCGGCGCCGGGCUAUGACGAACAGUUUGAGGGCGGAAAGAGGAUUGUGAUGAGUCUACUGAAGCGCGCGCUAAAGAGAUGGAAGCUCGACGCUGUCUGCGAUGACGAGUGGGUCAAGAACGCUAUCACUGUGCCACUCCAGGAGAUUGAGGAGUGAAGAUCAACACGCUGCGUUCGUGUUGGUGUGUUUGGUUAGCUGCUAGCUAUGAGGUGAUUAUUUUGCCGUGUUUUAUUUUAUUUUCUUUAUUUUCCUUUGGGCAAAGGUUUCACGAUGGGAUGGGACGGGAUGGAAGGGGGGGAGGGGGAGCUGGGCAUUUGGAAAUGCAUUGUUUUUGGACACGAAUUAGUUUUUCGGACGGGAGGAUACAACGAUGGAUGGAUGGAUGGACAGAUGGGAUUAUGGAUGAUGGUUCAUGCUAACACCAUUCACCGAGCUACCUAGCCAGGUACUAGAGUACAUCUUACUCCAUGCUAAUAUUGCGACCCCAUUUACUUUCCCUUUCGUUUUCCGUUUCCGUUUUCCGUUUCGGUUUCUUUUCCCGUAAUCUGAGCUUUCUUCCUCGAGGCUGAAUCGAGUCGGAAAUGUA